AAAAUAAGCUCACCGCACAUCAUUUAUUCUGUUAUCUAUGCCGCACACUCAAAAAAAAAAAGUUACUUUUUUUUCUUCUUUUUUUUUUAAUAACAAUUGUUAAUUUUUUUUCUGUUAAAUGACUAUAGCAUUAGACGAAUACACAUCAGCAAAUUUAAACUUAAAUUCUACUCCUGAAUUUACUGAUUUAAAUAAUUGGCGUCUGAAAGUUGAUCAAGGUGCUCAGACAUGGCACUAUUUGACAACAGAUGAAGAACGUAAAGCUUGGCCACAAACCCUUUGGGAUAGAUAUCACUUGGGUCUUCCUCUUGAUGUGCCAGAACUUGAAAAACCAAAGACUCCACUUGAGGCAGCUCGAAAUGGGUUUGAAUUCUAUCGUCGACUUCAAACAGAAGAUGGUCAUUGGGGAGGAGAAUAUGGAGGGCCCAUGUUUUUGAUUCCUGGUUUGAUUAUUACUUAUUAUAUUACAAGAACACCUGUACCAGAGCCUAUGCGUUUAGAAUUGAUUCGAUAUUUAUUAAACAGAGCUCAUCCAGAGAAUGGUGGCUGGGGUAUUCAUAUUGAAGGUGUUUCGACCAUCUUUGGUACUGGUUUAAAUUAUGUAGCCUUGCGUAUUUUGGGUUUAGGUCCAGAUCAUCCUGCGAUGGUAAAAGCACGUAAUCAUCUUCAUAGUCUAGGUGGUGUUACAGGUAUUCCUGCUUGGGGCAAGUUUUGGUUAGCUGCUUUGGGUGUCUAUGAUUGGAAAGGUGUUAACCCUAUACCUCCCGAGUUAUGGAUGUUACCAGAUUGGGUUCCGGUUUGUCCAGGUAACUGGUGGGUCCAUACACGUUUAGUUUAUUUACCAAUGGGCUAUAUUUAUGCUCGUCGGUUAAGUGCACCCCUGACUACCUUUACACAAUCCCUUCGUGAAGAGCUUUAUGUUGAACCUUACGAAAGCAUUAAUUGGGAUAAGCAAAGAAACAACGUAAAUCCCGUUGAUUUAUAUACCCCUCAUUCAAAAAUUAUGGAUGUUCUCAAUUAUGGUUUGACGUACUAUGAAUCAUUUGCUUCAAAGCUGCCUUGGCUUCGAGAUUAUGCUCUUAAAUUAACAGUGAAUCAAAUUAAAAUGGAAGAUGAAAAUUCGUUUUAUUUAGAUAUUGGUCCAGUUAACAAAGCCAUGAAUUGGCUUGUAGUCUAUUAUCAUUAUGGUAAAGAUUCAUAUGAAUUUAAAGAACACGUCAAGAGAAAUGCAGAUUUUAUGUGGAUGGGACCAGAAGGUAUGAUGAUGAAUGGUACAAAUGGUAGUCAACUUUGGGAUGCUGCCUUUAUUGCUCAAGCUUGUGUUGAAGCUCGAUUAGCUGAUAAUAUGAAGUAUCGUGAAAAUAUGAUUAAAACACUUGAAUUUCUUGAUAUAACUCAGAUUCGUCGUAAUCCACCUAAUAUGAAAGAAAGUUAUCGUCAAGCAUCAAAAGGUGCUUGGCCAUUCAGCACAAGAGAUCAAGGUUAUACUGUAUCCGAUUGUACAGCGGAAGGUAUGAAAGCAACUAUUGCACUACAAAAGACACCUGGUAUACCUUCCUUGAUUAAUAUCACGCGUCUUCGUCAAGCAGUAGAUGUCUUACUCACUAUGCAAAAUGCAAAUAAUGGAUUUGCUUCAUAUGAAACAAUUCGUGCUACACAUCUUUUAGAACUUUUAAAUCCUGCAGAGGUAUUUGGAAAUAUCAUGACAGAAUACAGUUAUCCUGAAUGUACAACAGCUGUCUUGAUGGGUCUUCGUAGUUUUAUCAAGAUAGAUCCUGAUUAUCGUCGUGCUGAAAUUGAUGAAACCUGUCGUCGUUCCUUGCUUUACAUUAAGGAUGUUCAAAAUGAAGAUGGUUCAUGGUACGGUGCUUGGGCUAUCUGCUACACAUAUGCUGCCAUGUUCGCAUUACAAAGUUUAGCUAGUGUAGAUGAAUACUAUGAGACAUCUGAAUAUGCAAGACGUGGCUGUGACUUUUUAAUCCAACAUCAAGAGGAAGAUGGAGGUUGGGGGGAGACUUAUAAAUCAUGUGAACUACAUGUGUAUUCUCAUAAUGAAAAAUCACAGGUAGUGAAUACAGCCUUUGCUGUCAUGGCUUUAUUAGAAGCCAAAUAUCCUCAUAAAGAACCUAUUCGUCGUGGUAUUGAAUUUAUCAUGAAACGACAACAACCCAAUGGUGAAUGGUUACAAGAAAGUAUUGAAGGCGUCUUUAAUAAGAAUUGUAUGAUAUCCUAUCCAAAUUAUAAAUUCGCCUUUACUAUUUGGGCUCUUGGUAAAUAUGCCAACGUGUAUGGCGAUACUAUUGAUAAAUAAAAUAGAUCACGUUUUUUUCUAUUUUUUUUUUUUUUUUUU
This is a messenger RNA of Cokeromyces recurvatus, 2350 nucleotides long. Its product is annotated as terpenoid cyclases/protein prenyltransferase alpha-alpha toroid. Bases 119 to 2311 code for a protein of 730 amino acids. The transcript has 5 exons. Lineage: Eukaryota; Fungi; Mucoromycota; Mucoromycetes; Mucorales; Mucoraceae. Gene Ontology annotation, molecular function: lanosterol synthase activity. The record is from RefSeq and is a predicted model, not a curated record. Gene Ontology annotation, cellular component: lipid droplet. Gene Ontology annotation, biological process: ergosterol biosynthetic process; triterpenoid biosynthetic process.